AUGCAGCAACAGCAACCCCUCCGGUCGGCCAGCCGCCUGCGCACACCGUUCGCCAUCCUGACCCUGACAACCGCCUCUGUCGGCCUCAUCACCGCCUACCACUACCGUCGUCUCGAGACUCUCCCCGCCGCCGCCCAACUACCGGCUACCUUCCGCUCGCUCAUCACCCCAACCGCCUCCUGGGGUCUCUACAAGCGUCGUCUCAACAGGCCGGUUGUCCUCACAAGCACGACUGGCGGCGACGAGAGCACCACCACCCUUGGCAAGCCUGCCAACGGUGACAAUCAGCACAGAAAGAACACCUCCGCCAUCCAAAAGCUUACAACGGGCGUACUCACUUCCCGCCCUUACGACCUUGAAGUCUCUCUCUCACGCCCUGAGGAAAACGCCAAAGACGUCAACGUCGACGACAUUGGCGUGAAAUUCGGCAACUUGGUCCUCGAACAGCGGCCCGAUAGCGCUUCCGUCGUCUUUCGAUACCAGCAUCCCGGGAUUGACUAUCGUUUGUACCUAAGCGUCGUGGAGGGUCCUGGCAAUGCAACGAAUACCAUAGUCGGUAAUGUGACGGAACGAUACAUGACGCCCGACACCAUCAUGUUAGGAUUCGUGGACUAUUCGAACAGUAAAACGCAUGAGUUGGGAAGUCGGGUGUUUGUGCCAAUAUUGUGCGAGGCGGCCGCGAGGAUGAUUGAGCGUGGAGAGAUGGAUUGGAUCUAG
Messenger RNA from Fimicolochytrium jonesii, 717 nucleotides. RefSeq lists its product as uncharacterized. Bases 1 to 717 code for a protein of 238 amino acids. The record is from RefSeq and is a predicted model, not a curated record. The transcript has a single exon. Lineage: Eukaryota; Fungi; Chytridiomycota; Chytridiomycetes; Spizellomycetales; Powellomycetaceae.